Molecule: messenger RNA, 1164 nt
Organism: Laccaria bicolor S238N-H82
Lineage: Eukaryota; Fungi; Basidiomycota; Agaricomycetes; Agaricales; Hydnangiaceae
Exons: 7
Coding region: 1-1164 (387 amino acids)
Biological process (GO): mitotic spindle organization
Cellular component (GO): nucleus; protein phosphatase type 2A complex; cytoplasm
Molecular function (GO): protein tyrosine phosphatase activator activity; peptidyl-prolyl cis-trans isomerase activity
Source: RefSeq, a predicted model, not a curated record
AUGGCAUUCCAAGUCCCGCGCAAAGCGAUUCUAACGAAGGAACAGCUCGAAUUCUUUCAAACCUCGAAGACACAUCAAGAACUCGUCUCAUAUAUCGAGGUCCUCAACGACGCAGUCGUCGGCGUCAGGCUCACCGACGAAUGUUCGUUGUCUACUGGUGCAGCUGCUGUUCUCGUCCUUUUGGACAGUGUUGAGCGAGUGGCGAGGGUUACGCCUCCCGUGGAGAACUCCGCGUCGAGAUUUGGGAAUCCGGCUUUUCGGACAUUUUAUGAUCGUGUCUCCGAGAUUUCACCGGAGUUACACGCAUCUCUCCCUGGCUUGCCAAGUGAAGCUAUCGAGGAAUUGUCGGUCUAUUUCAGCGAGGCAUGGGGCAAUCGCACGCGCAUCGAUUACGGGAGUGGGAUGGAGCUCAACUUCCUCUGCUGGCUCUUAUGUCUAGAACGGCUACAGGUAUUACAAGAAACGGACCAUAAAGCAAUCGUUAUUCGUUUAUUCUGGCGCAGAUACAUAAACAUCAUGCGGAUACUCCAAUCGACCUACUGGCUAGAACCGGCCGGAUCGCAUGGCGUCUGGGGGCUGGACGACUACCAUUUUCUCCCAUUUCUCUUCGGUUCCGCUCAACUACGAGGGCAUAAGUACAUCCGUCCCAAGGCGAUACAUGACCCUGAGAUAGUCGAGGAAUACUCAAAAGACUACAUGUAUUUCGCUUGUAUCGCUUUCAUCAAUUCGAUAAAGACAGCCUCCCUCCGAUGGCAUUCCCCCAUGCUCAACGACAUAUCAGCCGUAAAAACAUGGGAUAAAGUCAACUCAGGAAUGCUCAAGAUGUACCUUGCCGAAGUCCUCAACAAGCUCCCAGUAAUACAACACUUCCUCUUCGGCUCGUUCCUCCCUUACGACGGGCCUCUACCGCCUCCGCCUCCGCCUGCUACAUCUCUUUCAUCCACGUCCACAAAACCCGUGAUAUCACCGACAGUACAUGGGGACCACGUGCACCCACACGACGACCUUGGAGGGGCAGGCCAGAAGGACGUUGGUUGGGGUGACUGCUGCGGGAUCCCCGUGCCGUCUGUGUUUGCUGCGGCUAGGGCGGAGGCGGAGAAGAAGCAUGGGUUCAAGUUGGGCGAGGCGGGGGUGCCGGGUGUGAGGCCCGUUCCAUUUGAUUAG